Messenger RNA from Protomyces lactucae-debilis, 1787 nucleotides. RefSeq lists its product as uncharacterized. The record is from RefSeq and is a predicted model, not a curated record. The transcript has 2 exons. Bases 366 to 1787 code for a protein of 473 amino acids. NCBI's taxonomy places the organism in Eukaryota, Fungi, Ascomycota, Taphrinomycetes, Taphrinales, Protomycetaceae.
AAGAUAUUGACUUGGCUUGACUAUCCUCAGAUGAUAAUCGAUAAUGCUACUCCGUCAAUACUGGUCCAUUCAUUCGUGAAAAGUAGGAGCGACACACUGGCAAAAUUCAGGGGUACGCCGUUGCGUACAAAUCGGACCAAUCUCUACACAUACUCGGAUGGUCAGGAGUUCAUGAGACAUGCAAGUGGAAACCAUUAUUAGACCUGCAUAGCGUCAUUCAAGUAGAGGCCAUGGUGAGCGAAUGUGUUGUCGACAAGCUCAAGGAGGAUACAUUUCGAAAGUGUCACAUCGACUGCGAAUUUUCAAACUGGGGUACAACAACAAUGCACAAGCCAGGCCGGGUCGACUUGUUGUAACGCACUAUCAUGGCCAGUCAGCUUAUCGAAUCAACGCAGCCUGACGGCCCAUGGCCAAGUUUUCAGGCGAGCCCCUCGCCCGUGCCCUACACAGUUGCCCUUGCCAUCAAUCGUGUAGCCACUCCAGAUCACUGUAACGCAAUCGGUCCAGAGGAGCAAGAACGCAUGAUUGAAGUUUUCAUGCGAGAUGUUGUACCAGUAUUGAUUGCCACAGGUCACUGGUACCUUUCAAUCGCUUCGACAAGGACCCUUCUGCCAAACCUGACGUCGUCAUCAUUUGCAUUGCGUCUUGUGCUUUGCGCAUUAGCCGUCCUUCUCGAGAACCCUGGCCCCGAUCAAAUCAAGCAAGAAACACCAUGGACAAGUGAUCAAACGCUCGCUCAAUACUGCUAUAGCCAUGCUCUAGAUGCGCUCAUUGAGCAGGUCCCACCCGGUGAAUUGCCAGGAGAUGCCGAAUUGGCAACCCUGGUCAUGCUCGUCUUUUGGGAGAUGUUCACCGUCGGCCCCAGCUCAGAUCAUCGACUGCAUAUCUUUGGUGCUCGGCCUAUUCUACAGCGGUUUGCAAUGGAAGUGGACAACGCAGAAUGCUCAUUUCAGGAUGGUCCAAGCUGCUUGCGACUUGCACUGAGCUAUAGCAUGCGAAGCCUCGAUCUGGCCUCGUCGAAAUGGAAUGCAUGCAGUAAUUUGUUGCUCGAUGGCAAGCCCUGGGACAUGCAGGCCGUUAUCACUACUAUGCUCAAGAAACGGCUCGCAAUGGCUAGAGAGAAUCGAUUUCAUGCGUCAGAGGCACGCUGUGACUUACUGAUGAUUCAAGCUGGGAUUGGGCAGUUGUUUGAGUGGAACAAUGCGACUGGCGUUGAUGCAAAGGCAAUGACAGACUUGAUUGAGCUCAUUCGCUCGGCACUUGAGGUCUGGUCGGGUAUCCUCGCAGAUUGCAUGGCUGCCGCACACGCGAUGGGUGCAGACAACGAGCGCUCUGAGGAACAAAUGGCGCUCCUGUCAUAUUGUGGGACAGUGAUUUACUUCUUUCAAGCAAGCAGUGGGACGGCCAUCCAGGUGUCAUGUACAUCAAAAGCAACAAAAGCCAUCUUCAAAAUCGUCGAGACGCUUCAUCUGAAUUCAGAUGACCAGUCCCUGGAUAUGCGCAUCAUCUGGCCAGUCUUCAUGGCAGGGACCAUGACUGUUGAUGCAGUGGAGAGAUUGAUGACCCUACAGAUUCUCGACAAGGUCUCUAGGACGGGAUUGUCUGAUGCAGGUGCACGGGACAUUUUGCUCUCAGUGUGGCAGGAGGAGGUGGACGAGGCAAAUACAUUCAAACGCGAUGCAAAAUUGAGCAGUCAUACCCUCAAUAGUCAACCCUCACAAAGCCCUCAAAUCCUCGGAUCCCGUGUUCAAGUGCCCUCAAUUGCCCUCAAGCCCUCUGAUAAGUAG